This is a messenger RNA of Diospyros lotus (date-plum), 872 nucleotides long. Its product is annotated as protein BREAKING OF ASYMMETRY IN THE STOMATAL LINEAGE-like. Gene Ontology annotation, biological process: regulation of asymmetric cell division. Lineage: Eukaryota; Viridiplantae; Streptophyta; Magnoliopsida; Ericales; Ebenaceae. The record is from RefSeq and is a predicted model, not a curated record. The transcript has 3 exons. Bases 515 to 853 code for a protein of 112 amino acids.
GUACUAAUCCAAAUCAUUCCUGCAUAAUUGAGCUAAUAAGUAUGUAUGCAGUGGUAGGUGAAGAAGAAGCAGAAACAGUUUGCCCUUCGUCAUCAGCUCAAGCUCCCAGGGAAGCCAAUGGGAUGAACACGGUCACCUUACAUGGCAGCCACAACCAACAAGAGAAAGAACCAGUCUUUAGUUUAAGGCACAAGUUAACUCUCAGUAGCAGAGUAGAAGAGCAGGAGAUUGACGAGGAUUGCAUUGUAUUCUGCUUUAGAGAGGAUGGAGCAGUCCAUGUGGUGAAGGAUGGGAAGCCGGAAGCAUCAUCUAACCAUGCUGAUGGCGCAAGCAAGAGUUCAACACGGCACAUAAAUCGAGAGGUUAGAUGCAAACCAUUUUGUUUGAUCGUAUUUUAGAUAUCGAGUAAGCCGGUUCCAAUGCUAGUAAUGCUUCUGUUUUUGCUUUGGUUUUGUGGGAACAGCUUGUAUAUGGUAAGUGUGCAGAGAAAGUGGACAACAGUUGCCAUGGCUGUAUGCUGGAUGAAGAUGGAGGAGAUGUCAGUGCAUCGAAUGAGGGAGAUAAUGUGAUCUCUAACAGAAAGGGGAAAGAAAAAUGGAGAAUCAAUUUGGAAACAGCAUCUCCUGCAGUGGAGCACGGAGGGGAGGACCACAUUGAGGAGGCUGAAGACUGUGUAAUGGUGUCUGCUGAAUCAAGUGAUUCCAAUCAAUCAGAUAGCAGCUCUGGUUCUUUUGCCUUCCCAGUGUUGAGAUGGGAAGGCAUUGGCAGCCCUGUGCAAAUGCCAAAACCAGACGCCCUCCAAUUAAGGAAGCCCAAGGCCAGGGCUGUGAGGCUUCACUGUUGUAGAUUCUGAAAGUUGCUCUCUCUCUCUC